Molecule: messenger RNA, 2877 nt
Organism: Peromyscus leucopus (white-footed mouse)
Lineage: Eukaryota; Metazoa; Chordata; Mammalia; Rodentia; Cricetidae
Gene: Pnisr
Product: PNN interacting serine and arginine rich protein
Exons: 12
Coding region: 122-2572 (816 amino acids)
Cellular component (GO): presynaptic active zone; nuclear speck
Molecular function (GO): RNA binding
Source: RefSeq, a predicted model, not a curated record
GGCGCCCAUCGGGCGCCAUCUUGUCUUGUUCAUGAAGAAGUAGGAGCAUCGAAAGGGUUGGGGAGAAUUACAGGAACGGUGGCGACUGCGGUAUUCCGGGAUCGGAGCGGAAACGUGAAGGAUGUGGGAUCAAGGAGGACAACCUUGGCAGCAAUGGCCCCUGAACCAACAACAGUGGAUGCAGUCAUUUCAGCACCAGCAGGAUCCAAGCCAGAUUGACUGGGCUGCUUUGGCCCAAGCUUGGAUCGCACAAAGAGAAGCUUCAGGACAGCAAAACAUCGUAGAGCAACCACCAGGAAUGAUGCCAAAUGGACAGGAUAUGCCUCCAAUGGAGUCUGGUCCAAAUAAUCAUGGGAAUUUUCAAGGGGAUUCAAAUUUUAACAGAAUGUGGCAACCAGAAUGGGGAAUGCAUCAGCAGCCCCCACACCCCCCUCCAGAUCAGCCAUGGAUGCCACCAACACCAGGCCCAAUGGACAUUGUUCCUCCUUCUGAAGACAGCAACAGUCAGGACAGUGGGGAAUUUGCCCCUGACAACAGGCAUAUAUUUAACCAGAACAAUCACAACUUUGGUGGACCACCUGAUAAUUUUGCAGUGGGGCCGGUGAACCAGUUUGACUAUCAGCAUGGGGCUGCUUUUGGUCCACCGCAAGGUGGAUUUCAUCCUCCUUAUUGGCAACCAGGACCUCCAGGACCUCCAGCACCUGCCCAGAAUCGAAGAGAGCGGCCACCAUCAUUCAGGGACCGGCAGCGUUCACCAAUUGCACUUCCUGUGAAGCAGGAGCCACCACAAAUUGAUGCAGUAAAACGCAGGACUCUUCCAGCCUGGAUUCGUGAAGGCCUUGAGAAAAUGGAACGUGAAAAACAGAAGAAAUUAGAGAAAGAAAGAAUGGAACAGCAGCGUUCACAAUUGUCAAAAAAAGAAAAGAAGGCCACAGAAGAUGCCGAAGGGGGAGAUGGCCCUCGUUUACCCCAGAGAAGUAAAUUUGAUAGUGAUGAAGAAGAUGAAGAUGCUGAAAACACUGAGGCUGUGAGUAGUGGAAAAGUUACCAGAAGUCCAUCUCCAGCUCCCCAAGAAGAGCACAGUGAGCCGGAGAUGACAGAAGAAGAGAAGGAGUAUCAGAUGAUGUUGCUGACAAAAAUGCUUCUAACUGAAAUUCUUCUGGACGUCACAGAUGAAGAAAUUUAUUAUGUAGCCAAAGAUGCACACCGGAAAGCAACGAAAGCUCCUGCAAAACAGCUGGCACAGUCCAGUGCACUGGCCUCCCUCACUGGCCUCGGUGGACUGGGUGGUUAUGGAUCAGGAGACAGUGAGGAUGAAAGGAGUGACCGAGGCUCUGAGUCAUCCGAUACUGACGAUGAAGAAUUACGGCACAGAAUCCGGCAAAAACAGGAAGCUUUUUGGAGAAAAGAAAAAGAACAGCAGCUAUUACAAGACAAACAGAUGGAAGAAGAAAAGCAACAAACAGAAAGGGUUACAAAAGAGAUGAAUGAAUUUAUUCACAGAGAGCAAAAUAGUUUAUCACUGCUAGAAGCAAGUGAAGCAGACGGUGAUGUGGUUAAUGAAAAGAAAAGAACUCCAAAUGAAGCUCCACCAGUUUUAGAGCCCAAGAGAGAACAUACAGGGAAAGAGAAGGAGCGAAGGAGCAGGUCAGGGAGCAGCAGCAGCGGCAGCUCCAGUAGCAAUAGCAGGAGCAGCAGCAGCAGCAGCAGCUCCGUCUCCAGUUCUUCGUGCAGCUCCAGCUCAGGCAGCAGCUGCACGUCCUCCCGCUCCUCUUCUCCUAAAAGGAGAAAGAGACACAGUAGGAGCAGGUCUCCCACAGUGAAAGCUAGACGGAGCAGGAGCAGGAGCUACUCUCGCAGGGUUAAAAUAGACAGCAGCAGUAGGGCUAGGGUGAAGCUAAGAGAUAGGAGGAGAUCUAAUAGAAGUAGCCUUGAAAGAGAAAGACGAAGAAACCGGAGUCCUUCCCGAGACAGACGUAGAAGCAGAAGUCGCUCGAGGGAUAGACGAGCCAAUCGUUCCAGUCGCAGUAGGAGUCGAGAUAGGCGUAAAAUUGAGGAUCCACGUGGAAAUCUUAGUGGGAGCAGUCAUAAGCAUAAAGGUGAGGCUAAAGAACAAGACAGGAAAAAGGAGAGGAGUCGAAGUGUAGAUAAAGACAGGAGGAAGAAAGAUAAAGAAAGGGACCGUGAACAGGACAAAAGAAAAGAGAAACAGAAAAGGGAAGAAAAAGAUUUUAAAUUCAGUAGUCAGGAUGAUCGGUUAAAAAGGAAGCGAGAGAGUGAGAGAAUGUUCUGCAGGAGUGGUUCUAUAUCUGUUAAAGUCAUACGACAUGACUCUAGACAGGACAGUAAGAAAAACGCUACCAAAGACAGUAAAAAGCAUUCAGGUUCUGAUUCUAGUGGAAGGAGCAGUUCUGAAUCCCCUGGAAGUAGCAAAGAAAAGAAGGCUAAGAAGCCUAAACAUAGUCGGUCGCGCUCCAUGGAGAAAUCUCAAAGGUCUGGUAAGAAGGCAAGCCGCAAACACAAGUCUAAGUCCCGAUCAAGAUCAACAACCCCUCCCCGUCGUAAGCGCUGAGGAAUGAUGUGGCAAGAGUGCCAUGAUGCUGUUUUUAAAAAUUCCAUGAGUUUUAAGGGCUUGUCUCAUUAUAGAGGCACAUUGUGGCUGUGGAGGUGAAACCAGAUUUUUUUUUAAUUGUGUAAAUAGAUGUCUUUUUCCAAAUGCUGCUCCAAGUUAAUAGGAUUUCUUUGUAUUACAUUUUUUCAAGACAUAGUACAUAAUAAGACUAUAAAUAUGCCAUUCUCUUUCAGCUGUAAUGUUCUUCAAAUUAUUCUUGAAUGUACUGUGAUGUCAAUAAAGCUCUUCAGUUCAUUUUUGUUAAA